Neltuma alba is the source of this 1319-nucleotide messenger RNA. Its product is annotated as short-chain dehydrogenase TIC 32, chloroplastic-like. Bases 64 to 963 code for a protein of 299 amino acids. The record is from RefSeq and is a predicted model, not a curated record. The transcript has 8 exons. Lineage: Eukaryota; Viridiplantae; Streptophyta; Magnoliopsida; Fabales; Fabaceae.
CUCUCUCUCUCUCUAUCUUUCCUCUGAUUAAAGGUUUCAAAAAAGCAGGCAAAGUAAGGAGCCAUGAAGGCGACAAUAAGGUACUUAGCAGGAAUCGCUGGCCCAAGUGGUUUUGGCUCUAAUUCCACAGCUGAGCAAGUCACUGAACACUGUUCUUCAACGCUUCCUUCUCGUCUCACUGCUCUCAUUACUGGGGCGACUUCUGGUAUUGGGGCUGAAACGGCAAGAGUGUUGGCGAAGAGAGGAGUGAGGGUAGUGAUCGGUGCGAGGAACAUGAAGAAGGCGAGGGAAGUGAGAGAGAAUAUCCUGAAGGAGAGUCCAAAUGCUGAGGUUAUAUUGCUUGAGAUUGAUCUCAGCUCUUUCGCUUCCGUCCAGAGAUUUUGUUCCGACUUCUUGGCUCUCCAACUCCCUCUUAACAUCCUCAUAAACAAUGCUGGGAUAUACUCACAGAACUUGGAGUUCUCCGAAGAGAAAAUUGAGAUGACAUUUGCAACAAAUUACCUAGGACAUUUCUUGUUAACGGAAAUGCUAUUGGAGAGAAUGACAGAAACAGCAGAGAAGACGGGCAUUGAAGGAAGAAUCAUAAACGUGUCUUCAAUGAUCCAUAGUUGGGUCAAAAGAGAAGCUUUUCAAUUCAAGGACAUGAUUAAAGGAAGAAACUAUAAUGGCACGCAUGCGUAUGCCCUGUCAAAACUGUCCAGUAUUUUGCAUGCCAGGGAAAUGGCCAAACAGCUAAAGGCAAGAAAUGCAAGAGUAACUAUCAACGUGGUCCAUCCGGGCAUUGUGAAGACUGGAAUCAUGAGAGCUCACAAGAGUCUCAUAACAGAUUCCUUGUUUUUCAUAGCAUCCAAGUUACUCAAAUCGACUUCUCAGGUGAUUGCAGGGAGCAGCAACGACCUGUUAUGUAGCGUUGAGCCCAGAAAUAGAAGGAAUGAGUGGGAAGUACUUCUUAGACUGCAAUGAGAGUAGCUGUUCAUCUUUGGCCAAUGACGAAUCUGAAGCUCUCAAGCUAUGGAACAACACACGUUCUCUACUUCACAAACGAUUACGCAAAGCUGCCGCUUGACCUCCCAUUUCAUCUUAAAAUGGUUUUGUAUGUGUGUAUAUAUAUUAUACUAAUAUUAUAUUCGCCAUUUACAUACAAAGACCCCACCCCAUGUAUAAUUAAUAAGGGGUUUUGAAUUGGAUCCCAGUAUUCUGCAGUAGGAGAGAGGUUGAGAGGAACACAAGCUUUUUUAUAGUCUUACACUCUCACUCUCUUUUAUAUCAUCCUCGAUCUCUCAAGUUAUACAAUUAUAGAAAGUUUAUUUGUUCUUGUA